This is a messenger RNA of Malania oleifera, 1335 nucleotides long. RefSeq lists its product as uncharacterized. Gene Ontology annotation, molecular function: nucleic acid binding; zinc ion binding. The record is from RefSeq and is a predicted model, not a curated record. The coding region runs from base 191 to 1219 and encodes 342 amino acids. NCBI's taxonomy places the organism in Eukaryota, Viridiplantae, Streptophyta, Magnoliopsida, Santalales, Ximeniaceae. The transcript has 3 exons.
AAAAACCUGGCGCGCUCUUUCUCUCUGACACAGAAGGUGGGCCAGCGGGUCAAGGCUCAUCCGCCCGCCGGCCCUUUACUUCGGCGCGCUCUUUCUGCUCUCUCUGUCUCCUUUGUCUCCCUCUCUCCCAGUCUCUCUGAAACCCUAGCCCUCUUCAUUUUCCUUCCUCUCCGUGGCCAGUUUCCUUGCCAUGGAAUUCAACUUCCGCUCAAACUAUCAAGGCCGUACGAGGCCUCUCCCAGCACCUUCAUCAAUUAGCAGCAAGACCCCCCAUGAUCCCCCCCAAUACUCCGCAGGUGGAGAAUGUAGUAGAUAUGAUUUCUUGAGACAAUAUAUUGACAUUGAGAGAUCAUCAGUGGUGCUUGAACGGGAGCUUGAGAAAACCCGCUUAAGAGAACAGAUUAUUGCAGAAGAGCUUGCACGAAAUCGCAUGCUAGAAGCAGAACUUCGAAAAGAAGUUUCAAUCGAUAGAUUUUCGCUGAGAAUGCCAUCCUCAUCGUCCGUCUGUGGUGUGAGAGUUUGCGAAGGAGGGUCUAAUUCGUCUUUUUUUGAGCCAGUUUUUGGACGGCGUCCGAAAUCUGUGAUGCGUGAAGUACUUGAAUCUCAACCUGUGGAGAGUAUAACCAUUCAAAGGAAUCCAAAAACUUUGGCGUGGGAGGUUGAGUCACGCCAUGAAGGUAUGCCGUUCCAACGCCGUCCAAAGGCUGUGAUGCAGGAACCUGAGUGGCAGCACCGGCAUGAAGCUAUACCGCUCCAAUGCCAUCCUAAUGCUUUGCUGCGCAGGGUGGAAUCACAGCCUGAUGAAGAUGUGGUGUUUCGACGGAGUCUGGAAAUUGUAGCCCUGCCUAAGCCCAAAACCUCAACUCUUUCUGGCUCUAAGAGAACGGCAGAAACAUUCGCAGGAGGAGCUUGUGAGCUUCCUGAAGUCGGUGCCGGGAAGAAACCCCAGAAGUGGACUUGCAGUGUGUGUGGAGUGAGCGCUAACAGUGAGAAGGGACUGGAGGCUCAUUUGGCAGGCAAGAAGCACAAGUCUAACGAGUCUGAACAGAAGACCCUGCAGAAAGGAAUAAAGUCCAAGGGAAAGGCCAAAGAGUGUCGGAAGAAAAAGAGCUUUUGCUGCAAAUUAUGCAAUGUAACAGUUGAGAAUAAACGCGUUAUGGCCCGUCAUUUGAAAGGUAAGAAACACCUUUCAAAGCUUGAACGCAAAUCGAAGCCUUGAGGCAGUGAAAAUGUCAUUACUGCCAUUUUGAGAGGCUCCCUGGAUUCAUCAGCGUUGCUUUGUUUGUAAAUGAAGGUUUAUGAAAGUGAUUGCAUUAGAUUGUCCAACAAGCAAAA